This is a messenger RNA of Rhagoletis zephyria (snowberry fruit fly), 1889 nucleotides long. RefSeq lists its product as uncharacterized. NCBI's taxonomy places the organism in Eukaryota, Metazoa, Arthropoda, Insecta, Diptera, Tephritidae. The record is from RefSeq and is a predicted model, not a curated record.
CUCAAUAGUUUAGCAACAGCUACGUCUUAGAAACGCGCCCAUUGAAAAAACAAAGUUACAUAUCGUCGCUGCGCCAACAAAAACAAACUGAUCAAAAACAGCUAUGUGCUCGCAGUAUUAGAAAUACUCUGAAAAACGGGUAUACGCUUACUUGCUUAUAACUGUCUUUUAUCGCAGAUGAGCGUGCUUUGAUAUCGAUACCACUUACACUACAUAGAUUCUACUAUUUAAUUUGAUCGCUUGCAAUUGGAAUUCAACAAUUAACAAAGAUGCAAAUCACCACAGCAACAAACACACAGCAUGUACAAUACAGGCAUCGGCAAAGUGGCGUUACCCAGCGUAAACAAACAUGCGUGGGAAAAGCAAUGCAUAAAACUAACCAUACACAACAGCGGCACACGUGCAUAUGUACAUACAUACAUACCUACAUACAUACACACCCACGCAUAAACAAUGGCACAGCAUCAUCAAUCCAGGCAACGGCAAAGUGGCGUGAUCUAGCGCGUAAACAAACAAGAGUGCAAAAGGGAAAACGCAAACAGUACACCAUCGACAUAUCUACAUGCAUACAUACCUAUAUGCAUGUAACAGAUAAACAAAUGCACAAGGCCCAGCACUGCAGGCAAAAGCAAGGUGGUGCGAUCAGGCGCGCAAACGAAUUAGCACGCCACCUACACAAAAUGCAUUAGAACAAACAUGGGGAGACAUAUGUACAUGCAUAUAUACCUACAUACAACGCACAUACGACACACAUCAACACACGAACUAGGGCACAGGCAAAAUGCCAUGAUCAAGUGCAUUAACCAAACCAACAACACCCAACAAGGCAAAAAGGCAACAACUACGUACAGCGACGUAACCCAGCCAAUUGUGCCGCGUUUAGAUAAAAAGGCGGCCGAGAAACGAAUAUCGAUCACAACACACCAUGUCGUCAUACAGUACCAGCGAAGGAGACGAAUACUCCGCCGUAUACCUGAACAAUGACUCCUUACGGGUUAGGCUGAGGAGGAUGACGGCACCAGAAACAGAAGAAAGCGAAUCCUAUUCAGUGAGCGGCGACGAAACGGAGGUGUUCGGCGAACUAGGCGAAGACAGCGACGAUACGGAGGUGUUCGGCGAACUAGACGAAGACAACGAGGUUGAAGGGGCGUUGGAAAAAGCCUCCACUCCCAUAGUAAUCUCUAGCGAUGAAGAAGACGACGAAGAUGACUACCAGCCUAAAAGACGAGGCGAAGUAAAUAUUACCUCAGAAGACAACCAACGCGCAGGUGAGGGGUACAUUGAAUACACCCGCAACGUGGGCAUACGCCUACGUAUUUUCACGGACACCACCGCAACUACCCCAGGAGAAGGACCACCACCGAAGCGGUAUAUUUGUGAGGCCAUCAGCAGCACCACACAAGACGACGGGGAGAUGAGCCUGAUGGCGAGCGAGGGUUUAUUCCGCGAAGUCGACGAGGCGGCCACUAACCACAACUCCCAUACCGAGGAUGAAGAUUUAAUGGGCGAAAUAAUGAGGUGGCUGGACGCGAACGAGGCUGAAAUCACAAACCCCCCAACGAAUUGGCGUAACCUGACUGGGCAGGCCCAACUGCCAACGGAGCUAACCGAAAGCCUACGGCGACACCUCCAAGAAGAACGAAGGCCAGGAACGAAACAGUCACAACGUUCAUAUACAUAUACAUAUAAUAUUUUCAAUUGUACAUAAAAUAUAUAUGAAAUUGUUAAGUAAUACUUUGAAUUGAAAAUACAUACUUUGAAUUGUAGCCACAUAUUGUACAGCACUAAGCGAUUUGAACUACCGUUAUAAUUUAUAUAAUCAUAUACAUAAAUACAAUUGUACAUACACUUUAAGCACGAUGGCAAUAAAGAACAAAGCGCAAAGGACA